UACAUCAUAAGCACAAGCUGCUGACGCGUUGCGUAACAAAAAGAUUCGCGACGUUGAUGUGCAGUAUAGCAUAAGAACACUGCCUAAAGGGAGAUAAUAUACAUAGAACGACAGACUUUAACACAGAAGAGUCACUGGGUCAACAAACCACCCUUUAUUGUCGUCGAGGUCUUCAAUUUCUUAGUCCUCACUACUGAGAUAGCUGGUGGUCAAGACACGCCAUUUGGGCCAAUAGCUACUAACAAGUGACCGUUGAAAAUUCUAGGAACGCUAUCACGGCUCAGCACUGAAAUGAAAGCCAUCUCAAUUCUUCGUUCCGUGUUCCACCAAUCUAUCCAUGUUCAUCCACCACCCCUGUCUCUUACUAUGACAAUAAAGAGAUGGAAGGGAGGCCAGUUACCAGGGCAACACUCCCAGGAGCUAGCCGCAAGGACCAAGGCGGCUUACUCUCCAUUUGAAACAUUAAACAAAUACGAGAGCCACGUGGAUUUGUUCUCUUGCGACUAUCUUGGACUUGGUCAAAACGAGGAGCUUAAUCGGGUACACGCCGACGCGAUUCUCCGUCACGGAAUGGACCGAAUCUGUUCCUGCGUUGUCUCACACCCAGGCGAUUCUCCUGUUAGGGAUACAGAGAGGGCCUUGGCGCGGUGGCUGAAGAGCGAAAGUGCUGCCCUCACCUACUCCUGCACAGCAGCAAACAUUGGAGCCAUGGAGAUAUUGCUAAAAGGAAACCAGCGACCAGUCUACGUGGACCGUUUUGCUCAUGCGACACUUCAAGUUGGGGUGACUUUUGUCGGUGCUGCGGGGAGAUUGCAUGUGUUUCACCACAAUGAUCUGGAUCACCUCCGAUCAUUGAUAGCAAAAACAGGGAGCGGAGUGGUUGUCGUGGACUCGAUUUACAGCACCAACGGAGAGGAAGCACCGAUGGCCGACUUGGUGGACUUGUGCCACGACCUUGGUUGCAUCCUCGUCGUAGAUGAAAGCCACGCACUUGGCGUAAUAGGGGAGCAAGGUGAAGGUUUAGUCGCCCAUCUUGGUCUUGAAGAAGGCGUUCAUGUAAGAACCACAUCAUUACAUAAAAGCCUUACAUGCGAUAAUGGAGUCAUUGCCAGUAGCCGUGACUUCACAGACUGCUUCAACCACGCCACAACGUUAGGCAUAUUCAGCAAUGCCAUGCAAAUCUCGGGCGCAAUGAGAGUGAAAAAGGCAAUGGAGUUGGCAAUGCAGGCAACUGAACAGAGAGAGAACUUGCGAAAAAUGUCUAAAUCAUUCCGACAACAUCUUAAAGAAGCUGGCUUCCUGGUUAGGACCGACAUCGGCCACCCCAUAGUAUCUGUAGUUAUUGGUCAGUCUGCUAGGGCGGUAGAAAUACACCACUAUCUGUGCUCUAAGGGGAUAUACCCUUGGGUUUUCUUUUAUCCGGCGACCCCAAAAGACGGGGCCAUGGUGAGAUUUGUUAUCAACCAAUAUUUGACCCCAGAGAAACUCGCCUUCACCGUUGAAACAAUGAGGAAUCUCAGAGCAGAUCUAAAGCCAUCCUCUGGUUUGGGUAGAGAGGAGAGAAGUGUAAUCAGUCAAGCUAUCAUAUAAUCCACAUCAAAGAUCAACGCAUAUUGCCUUUAUUUAGCACUGUCAUCCUAGAAGAGAAUAUUGUUUUCUAAAACAACGUUGCUAGUAUCAGGAAAAUCUUAAAUAACUAAUUUACAUUUGACUAAGGUUAUGAGAAUAAAACAUACCUGAGGCGUGGCUCGUCCUCAUAGGAAGUUCACGUCACUUAGUCGUCUCGUGUGUGGCUGAUAUGUAGCUGCUACUGCAAACAAACGUUUUUAUUUGGUCCACCAAGGAUCUAAUAGUACUGAUUUGCACAAAGAAUAAAGAAGCGUUAUCAAAACACACAUUUUCCCGGAAAGGAUUGAUUAAUAUGCUCUCUUCAGAUUUUACAGAGGUAAAAUAUUCAUUCAUUCAAGAUUAAUAUCUGCUUCGUGUUCUUGGUGUCUAAAUACAUCUUUUAUGUAUGAGGGUUUUCAAAUAGCUACAGGUAUAAUGGUGCUCAGUGGGCCGACAGAGAACAGCAGAGAUCAUCUAAAACGGAAAAAGCCAAAGUGAAAAAAGGUAUCUGUCUGACUCUGUGACUCAGAGUUCAAAGUUCUGUCGCCGUAUAUAUGCUCCCUUCUUUUUAUCAAUGCAUUUGAUGCCACACAGUUUAGAUUUAGUAAGUCAAGGUCUUAAUUUGACAAGCCAUUUGACAUACAAUUACACCUAUAUUUAAAGAACCAUGGUAACCAAAUAAACUAAAUUCAAAUA
This is a messenger RNA of Lingula anatina, 2304 nucleotides long. RefSeq lists its product as uncharacterized. Gene Ontology annotation, molecular function: 8-amino-7-oxononanoate synthase activity; pyridoxal phosphate binding. The record is from RefSeq and is a predicted model, not a curated record. Gene Ontology annotation, biological process: biotin biosynthetic process. NCBI's taxonomy places the organism in Eukaryota, Metazoa, Brachiopoda, Lingulata, Lingulida, Lingulidae.